This is a messenger RNA of Juglans regia (Persian walnut), 1570 nucleotides long. RefSeq names its product 60S ribosomal protein L23a-2. The record is from RefSeq and is a predicted model, not a curated record. Gene Ontology annotation, cellular component: cytosolic large ribosomal subunit; ribosome. The transcript is spliced from 3 exons. Gene Ontology annotation, molecular function: rRNA binding; structural constituent of ribosome. NCBI's taxonomy places the organism in Eukaryota, Viridiplantae, Streptophyta, Magnoliopsida, Fagales, Juglandaceae. Gene Ontology annotation, biological process: ribosomal large subunit assembly; translation. Bases 905 to 1372 code for a protein of 155 amino acids.
CUACUCCACGAGUCCACGGCCGCUGCAGCUAUCCUCGUCUCUCCCAGGUAAGUAAGCUCUUUGGCUCCAGCGUCCAAUGGCUCCGGCUAAAGGUACAUUUCUUCUUCCGAGUUUUUUUUUUUCGUUUUAAUUUUGUUUUCAUUUGAAGUGUCAUUUAUGCGUUGCUGGGCUUUCAAUGCAGAUAAUAUUUAUGUUGUGGGUUUCUGUUUUGGCCGUGAUUAGAAAUUUAUGUUUGUGUUAUUGAGUUUUAUGCCUCUUAUCUGUUUGGAUUAACUAUGAAUAUGUUAAAUACUCGAUUUUAUGGGCUAAUAAAAUACAUGAAGCGCUUAUGCCCAUAUAGUAUUUAUGAAUGUGUGGCAUAAUUUUAUUGGGGUGGGGGAGGCUUCUUGUUGCAUUUAACAAUUCAGCUCGGAUCCUCAGAUCUGUUAUGCAUGCUAACUCCAUUUAUUUAAUUUAGUUUGAGAGUGAGUAAGCUGAAAAUCUGAUGUUAGUUUGAUGUUCUAGUGGUUUUGAUUGAAUUUGUUGGGGUAUCUCUGUAUAUUUGAUUGGUUUAGCAUAAUUGAUGGCCUCCCUCCUUCCAUGUUGCCCAACUUUAAGGCAAAAUCAUGGUGCUUUUGCUCACCCUUCUUUCCUUGCUGCUCACAAGGUACAAACAACAAGCUUAUAUUGAUGUGGAAUAUAUUUAUGAUGCUGUACUUGAUGGUGUUAAUCUCGAUAGUGUGACAAGUAUAUUCUCUGGGCGGGUGUAGUUAGAUUAUUAAUGCGGUAACUAAGGUUGGAGUCAUAGGCAAUCACGAUUGAAUGUCAUAUUUGCUUUCACCUUUUUGUUGUCUUUGCACCCUUUUCUUAAGAAAAUGUGCAUGAUAUUUAUUUAUUUUUACUACUUCUACUGUAAUUAGGUUUAAUGUUUUAUCUGUUUGCAGCUGAUGUUGCAAAAAAGGCUGAUCCAAAGGCUCAAGCCUUGAAGGCUGCCAAGGCUGUGAAAUCAGGCCCUGUUUUUAAGAAGAAAGCUAAGAAGAUCAGGACAUCAGUCACAUUUCAUCGACCAAAGACAUUGAAGAAGGAGAGGAACCCCAAAUAUCCCCGCAUCAGUGCUCCACCGAGAAAUAAGUUGGAUCAUUAUCAGAUUCUCAAGUAUCCUUUGACUACGGAGUCUGCAAUGAAGAAGAUUGAGGACAAUAACACACUGGUUUUCAUUGUUGACAUUCGUGCCGACAAGAAGAAGAUCAAAGAUGCUGUGAAGAAGAUGUAUGACAUUAAGGCCAAGAAAGUUAACACUUUGAUCAGGCCCGAUGGAACCAAGAAGGCUUAUGUUAGGUUGACACCAGACUAUGAUGCCUUGGAUGUGGCGAACAAAAUCGGUAUAAUCUAAGCUACAAUUUUGUAUCCCCUUGUCCCAAUUGAAGUGAUCCCAUUCUUGCGAUGACAGUUUUGUUGGUACAACGAGGCAUGACGUUAGGACUCAAUAUCAGUUGGUUAUUUAAAUUUGUAUCUGGAACAAUGUUUUCUAUACAGCUUGUGUUUGGAUGCCGAUUAAGAUUAUACUUCCUCAAUGUUUUAUCUUUUGCAA